Messenger RNA from Coccidioides posadasii C735 delta SOWgp, 861 nucleotides. NCBI's taxonomy places the organism in Eukaryota, Fungi, Ascomycota, Eurotiomycetes, Onygenales, Onygenaceae. The record is from RefSeq and is a predicted model, not a curated record.
AUGCGUCCAGCUGACGAUCGGAAUCCGCUAGCGAUACACUUGCGACUUUUCCUUUGGGAUUGCCCGUCCGAGUGCGAUUAUACCUGCCAGCAUGUCAUCACUAACAAGCGGGUCUCCCGUGACCCUCCAAUGCUUCAGCCUGUGCUCCAGUUCCAUGGUAAAUGGCCGUUUCGCCGUAUUUUGGGGAUCCAGGAGUUCUUUUCCGUUUUCUUUUCGCUGCUGAACUUUCUGGCUCACCGGCAGGGCAUGGGAAGGGUUCGCGAAUCGAUACCCGAAUCAUAUCCCCUGCGAAAAUACUACUUGGCGUUUGGAUAUUUCGGGCUUGCGAGCUGGAUCUUUAGCAUGAUAUUUCAUACUCGAGACUUCCCAUUGACGGAGAAGCUCGACUAUUUCGCGGCUGGAGCUAGUGUACUAUACGGUUUAUACCUCGCCAUUGUCCGGAUAUUUCGCCUCGACCAAGUCCGUCCGCGUCUUAAACCCACGUUGCUGCGUUGGUGGACAAUACUCUGCUGUGGGCUCUACUUGGCUCAUGUGUCAUAUCUGAGCUUUUGGACCUGGGAUUACUCCUACAACAUGACGGCGAAUGUAGCAGUUGGUAUCACACAGAAUUUGCUCUGGACAUGGUUUAGUAUUUCUCGAUACAGAAAGUACAUGAAAGGGUGGACUGCGUGGCCGGGAAUGAUAGUCGCAUGGCUGAUCCUCGCUAUGAGUCUGGAACUUCUUGAUUUUCCUCCGGCGUGGGGAUUGGUUGACGCCCACAGCCUAUGGCAUCUAGGGACCGUUGUUCCUACCAUUUGGUGGUACACGUUCCUCGUCAAAGACGCGCAAGACGAUCUUAUGGGACAAAGGCUCAAAGCAUAG